Messenger RNA from Funneliformis geosporum, 229 nucleotides. The record is from the annotation of a GenBank genome assembly. NCBI's taxonomy places the organism in Eukaryota, Fungi, Glomeromycota, Glomeromycetes, Glomerales, Glomeraceae.
AUGUAACAAGUGGGAUCAGGAGCAACAUGAACCUAGAGAAAUAAGACUUCCAACAUUAACCGAGUUAGAGAUACAAUUAGGAAUAAAGAAUAAAGUAUCCAGAGAAGAAACCCAAAUUCCUGAAACUUUUAUUCGAGUAGAAGAUCUCAUCUUUGAAGAAUGUUUAGUUGGAAGAGAUCUAGAAAGACCACAUAAAAAUCGAUCUUUAAUGAGCAAAUGGUUAGGAAAA